GAAGCUGGUGAAUUGUAAGUCUAUGCUAGAAAAUGCACAACUCUCCUCAACUGAUCAUAUGUAAUAUGCUGCAGGGGAGGAAGAGGAAGAUAUGACCGUCAAACUCUACUGAUUUCUCAACCUUUGACUUGAUCGGGAAAGUAAUUAACCACCACACUCAUGGUUAAAACCUUCUCCGGGAACUCCAGGAGUUCCAAGCACUCCAAAUUUCUGUCGACUUUUAAUCUUUACAAAGAUAGUUAUAAGCCUGACAUUGUGUGCAUCCUGGAACCUAGAAUUAGUGGGAAUGAUGCAAGCUCAGUUAUUAAGUCCCUAGGAUAUGAUACUUGGGCUAUCUAUGAUGCAAUUGGUUUCAGUGGGGGCAUAUGGGUUCUUUGGAAUCCGAGUGAUUUGAAGCUGGAAGAGUUUGACAAUCACAAACAGUUCAUCAACCUCAAAUGCUCCAGUGCCAAUGUGGAAACCUUUCAGAUUAUAGCUGUGUAUGCUAGUCCCAACAACAUGAUAGAAUGGAGUUGUGGGAUGCUAUGAGAAGAACUGAGAGAUCAACACAGUUCCCAUGGAUUCUCAUAGUAGACUUCAACUCGAUCUCUAGAGCUUGUGCCAAGCAAGGUGGAGCUGCUUUCAAUUUUGCUAAAGUUCGUGCUUUCAAUGAAUUUCUGGAGGACUAUGGGCUCCUUCCCAAAUUUACAUGGUUUACCAGGAACUCUGGGAUCAAAGAGAGGCUUCACUGCAACAUUUGUAACCUUAGUUGGCAACACAAGUUCCCUGGACCAACUACCUUCCAUCUUCCUAAGAUCAAAUCGGACUAUAGACCGAUUUUGACCUGCACAUCAACAGAACUGGCAAAGCAUAAGAUGGUUAGAAGAUUCCACUUCAUUUCCCCAUGGUUGGCACAUGAGAACUUUCCCGACUUUUUGAGGGUAACCUGGAAUGACGGAGGAGAAUUUCCCCAGGCCCUAAAGAACUUUGCUGAAAACUCAAAAAUGGAACAUUGAGGUGAAUGGCAAUAUCUUCAGAAGGAAGAAAAAACUGCCGAAUGAGCUGAAGUCCCUGGAACUGCUCAACGAGAGAAGACCAACCAAUUGGGUGGUGUAUGGUGACCUGAACACCAAGACCUGAAGUCACUAUAUCAUUGGAUAAAGAGAAACAAAAGAGGGAGGAACUGGAGGAUACACUUUGGCAGGAAGAAAUGCUUUGGAUUCAAAAGCCUAGAACCAAUUGGGUGGUGUAUGGUGACCUGAACACCAGGUAUUUCCAUACAAGCACCCUCAGCAGAAGGAAGAGGAACAAGAUCACAUGCCUACGAAAUGAUCAGGGGCAAUGGAUCAAUGAUGUUGACACCUUCAUCACCAUUGCUGGGGAGUAUUUCUUGCAACUCUUUACUAUAUCAGUGAUGAUUGUUAGACAUGCCACCCCUCUGAAUUUCCCUAUCAUUUAUGAUAACUUGUUGUCCAAGCUGUCUUUCUUGAGGAACUCAGAAUGUAUCUCCCUAAUGAUAUUCUUUCAACCAUUGCAGGUCUUGAAGCUCCUAAUCCUCAGCUAGGAGAGGAUACUACCUUUUAGGGACUAAAUCAAGAUGGUAGAUUCAGUUUAAAGUCGGCUUACAACCUUGCAGCUGAUGCCGAGGAGAUGGAAGCAAGUGGAAAGUGGAAAGAGCUCUGGGAACGAAAGGGGCCAAAUAGAAUCAAACACUUCUUAUGACUUGUCACCCAUGACAGGCUCCUUACAAACAAAGAAAGGACAAGAAGGAAGCUCACAAUUAACAGCUUAUGCAACCACUGCAAAGAGGAAGAAAAAAAAAUUGAACACAUCUUAAGAAACUGCAGCAAAGCGAGAAGCCUGUGGGAGAAAUUCUAGAGAAAAGAUGCCACUAGGAACAUAAGCUUUCCCUUUACUGAUUGACUUUCAUUCAACAUUAGACACAAGCCAUAUGCAAUUGAGUUUGGGAUUAUCUGCUGGCAGCUUCAGAAGCAUAGAAAUGAAGAGGUGAUGGAGGGGAGAACGUUCUCCAGAGACGACCUAUUUGCUAAAAUCCAAGCCUGAUUCAACAUUGUGCAACAGGAGACUCAGAACAUUCAAAAACCUGCUCAUCUACUAAAUGUGCCAAGCAAGGCUGUUUUGUUGGCUGGGAACCACCUGAAGAGGGAUGGAUUCAACUUCAUUCUGAUGGUUCUAUGCUCUCUCAUAGUGGUAAAGCAACUAUUGGGGGUUGUUCAGAAAUCACAUAGGAAGGUGUCUUGGAGCAUACGUCUGCAAUUUUGCCACUACUCUAUCAGCGCAGUAGAGCUAAGGAGAGCGAUAGAGUGGCUCAAGAUUGCUUGGAAGGAAGGUUACCGCAAGGUACAACUCAACUUUGACUCAACAACAACAACAAUCAAGAUCUUCAACAACA
Linum trigynum is the source of this 2392-nucleotide messenger RNA. NCBI's taxonomy places the organism in Eukaryota, Viridiplantae, Streptophyta, Magnoliopsida, Malpighiales, Linaceae. The record is from the annotation of a GenBank genome assembly.